CUUAUAUUUCUUCCUUCCCUUCCCCAAACCGCAGCCCGGGCACUAUAAGCAAUCAUGAAGUACGUGCUUGUGUCAGGUGGUGUGAUCAGCGGCGUGGGGAAGGGCAUCAUAGCGUCCUCGACGGGGCUGCUGCUCAAGACGAUGGGGCUCAAGGUGUCCUCGAUCAAGAUCGACCCGUACCUCAACGUGGACGCGGGGACGAUGAACCCCAAGGAGCACGGCGAGGUCUUCGUCCUCUCCGACGGCGGCGAGGUCGACCUCGAUCUCGGCAACUACGAGCGCUACCUCAACAUCACGCUGACGCGCGACAACAACAUCACCACGGGCAAGAUCUACCAGCACGUGAUCGAGCGCGAGCGCAAGGGCGACUACCUGGGCAAGACGGUGCAGGUGGUGCCGCACAUCACCGACGCGAUCCAGGAGUGGGUGCAGAAGGUGGCGCGCAUCCCCGUCGACGACACCAACGAGGAGCCGGAUGUGUGCAUCAUCGAGUUGGGCGGCACUGUCGGUGACAUGGAGAGCAUGCCGUUUGUUGAAGCGCUGGCGCAGCUUAGAAGGCGCGCCGGCCGUGACAACUUCAUGCAGAUCCACGUCUCAUACAUACCCAUUAUCCACGGCGAGCAGAAGACGAAGCCCACGCAGCACGCCAUCAAGACGGUGCGCAGCAACGGCAUGAUCCCGGAUCUGAUCGCCUGCCGCUGCGAGCGCGAGCUGGAGCCGUCGGUCAUCGAGAAGCUGGCCAACUUCUGCCAGGUCGAGCCCGAGCAGGUCGUCGUCGUCAAGGACAUGCCGUCCAUCUACCAGGUGCCCAUGCUGCUCGAGCAGCAGAAGCUGGUGCCGCUGGUGCGCCAGUUCCUCGCCCUCGACCGCCUGACCAUCCCAGCGGCCAUGACCCAGAAGGGCGUCAAGAUCUGGAACCAGUGGAAGACGCUCACCGGCAGCGACACACGCUUCCACGACCCCGUCACCGUCGCCCUCGUCGGCAAGUACGUCGAGCUGCAGGACUCGUAUCUCUCCGUCGUCAAGUCGCUCGAGCACGCCGCCAUGCGCUGCCGCCGCAAGCUCGACAUCCGCUGGAUCGACUCGGACCACCUCGAGCCGCACAUGCAGCAGGCCGACCCGGCCAAGUUCCACAACGCCUGGCACGAAAUCGUCAAGGCCUCGGGCAUCCUCGUGCCCGGCGGCUUCGGCUCGCGCGCCACCGAGGGCAUGAUCGCCGCCGCCACCUGGGCCCGCGAGAACAAGAAACCCUACCUGGGCGUGUGUCUCGGCAUGCAGAUCGCCGUCAUCGAGUACGCGCGCAACGUGUGCGGCAUCGCGGACGCGACGUCGGAGGAGUUCGCCGGCGACGCGCCCAACAAGCUCAUCAUGUUCAUGCCCGAGGUCGACAAGACCACCAUGGGCGCCUCGAUGCGGCUGGGCCUGCGCCCGACGCUCUUCCAGCCGGGCUCCGAGUGGUCGAAGCUGCGCGCGCUGUACGCCGGCUCCGACACGAUCCUCGAGCGCCACCGCCACCGCUACGAGGUCAACCCGGCCUACAUCGACCGCCUGCAGGACGCGGGGCUGCACUUUGUCGGCAAGGACGACGAGGCCGUGCGCAUGGAGGUCGUCGAGAUCAAGGACCACCCGUGGUACGUCGGCGUGCAGUUCCACCCGGAGUACCUGUCGCGCGUGCUGGACCCCAGCCGGCCGUAUCUGGGCUUCGUCGCGGCGUCGGCGGGCGUGCUGGACGAGAUUACGCGCGAGUACCAGGGCGGCGCCAAGGCGGAGGGUGCAGUCAACGGGGAUUUUUAGGCGUUGACGGAACGAGGUGGCCGGCGGCUGGAGGAGGUGGCCACCGACUGCAGGACGUGACCGCCGACGACAGCAGACCGUGUAAAGAAGAAAAGACACCAGCCGACGCAGCUGGACCCCUAGCGAACCCGGAGUUUGCCUUUGUGUAUCCUUAUAUCUACGAAAGAAAACCUAGACUUGGCUGGGGAAACGUGCAUACGACAUGCCACAUGAACGCGAUAUAUAUAAAAUAGACUAUUUUUGCUCCUGAACGCCUC
Boeremia exigua is the source of this 2051-nucleotide messenger RNA. Its product is annotated as CTP synthase N-terminus-domain-containing protein. Gene Ontology annotation, cellular component: cytoophidium; cytoplasm. Gene Ontology annotation, molecular function: identical protein binding; CTP synthase activity. The record is from RefSeq and is a predicted model, not a curated record. The transcript is spliced from 6 exons. Lineage: Eukaryota; Fungi; Ascomycota; Dothideomycetes; Pleosporales; Didymellaceae. The coding region runs from base 55 to 1794 and encodes 579 amino acids. Gene Ontology annotation, biological process: pyrimidine nucleobase biosynthetic process; CTP biosynthetic process.